GUCAGAGAGUUGAAGUCUCAUUCUUCCUUUUGUAUUCAAGAAUUAGGUAUCAGUUUUUACACAUCAAAACUUUAGAACUCACAUAAUGGUGAUUUUGAAAUAAAUGUUAUAAUCUAACAGCCAUUGAUUAAUUUAACUUGUGCUUUAAAUUUGAUAGAAAUUUCAGUACUAAUUAAUGCUUUAUUAUCACAUACAGAGUGAGGAUGACUUUGCUGAGAAGAUGAGAAGCAAUGAAAUACUACAGCGAUCUAUCACCACCUAUGGUGAAGUGGCCAAUCUGCCAAAUGUCCCUGAUGUUCUAGUAAAGAUGACACUGAAACGGCGGGCAGACAGGCAGCAGUUUCUUGGUCGCAUGAGAGGUUCGUUAGUUACACUACAGAAACUGGUUGACCUGUUUCCUAAUGAUACUUCAUUCAAGAACAACCUUGGAGUGGGUUAUCUUUUAAUUGGAGACAACAACAAUGCCAAGAAGAUUUACCAGGAGGUUCUAAGCCUGGCUCCUAAUGAUGGGUUUGCGAAAGUUCAUUAUGGAUUCAUUCUGAAGUCAGAGAACAAGAUUGAAGAAAGCAUUCCUUAUUUGAAAGAAGGUCUAGAAUCAGGCGAUCCUGGCACUGAUGAUGGCCGCUUUUAUUUUCAUUUGGGUGAUGCCAUGCAACGAGUUGGAAACAAGGAGGCAUACAAGUGGUAUGAACUUGGGUACCAACGAGGUCACUUUGCAUCUGUCUGGCAGCGUUCUCUGUAUAAUGUCAAUGGCUUAAAAGCUCAGCCAUGGUGGACAGCAAAGGAAACUGGUUAUACAGAACUGAUCAAGUCCUUAGAAAAAAACUGGAAGGUGAUCCGGGAUGAAGGACUUUCUGUAAUGGAUAGAAGCAAGGGCCUCUUUCUUCCAGAAGAUGAAAAUUUACGAGAAAAGGGUGACUGGAGCCAGUUUACUCUGUGGCAGCAAGGGAGAAAAAAUGAGAAUGCCUGCAACAGUGUUCCAAAAUCGUGUGCCUUAUUAGAACGUUUCACAGAAGCCACCGGAUGCCGAAGAGGGCAGAUCAAGUAUUCUGUCAUGCACCCCGGGACUCACGUCUGGCCUCACACAGGACCCACUAACUGUAGGUUGAGGAUGCAUUUAGGCUUGGUCAUUCCUAAAGAAGGCUGCAGGAUACGGUGUGCUGAAGAAACCAGAUUCUGGGAAGAAGGGAAGAUUCUCAUUUUUGAUGAUUCUUUUGAACAUGAAGUAUGGCAAGAUGCUAAUGCUUAUCGGCUGAUAUUCAUUGUGGAUGUCUGGCACCCAGAGUUAACAUCACAACAGCGACGCACCCUACCAGCUAUUUAAGUAGUCUUGAAGUUUUUCCCUU
Thamnophis sirtalis is the source of this 1346-nucleotide messenger RNA. Lineage: Eukaryota; Metazoa; Chordata; Lepidosauria; Squamata; Natricidae. The record is from RefSeq and is a predicted model, not a curated record.